This is a messenger RNA of Plasmodium reichenowi, 2199 nucleotides long. RefSeq lists its product as hypothetical. The record is from RefSeq and is a predicted model, not a curated record. Bases 1 to 2199 code for a protein of 732 amino acids. Lineage: Eukaryota; Apicomplexa; Aconoidasida; Haemosporida; Plasmodiidae. The transcript has a single exon.
AUGAUUAGAUUGAUAUUUUUGUUUAUCAUCGAUUUCUUUAUUGGUGUUAUUAUUAUUAAUGUUUUUUUUUUUGAAUAUGUAAAAUGCCAGGGAAAGUUUGUUAAUACUAAGAAAGAGUUCCCAAAAAUAAGAAAUAUAAGUAAUACUUUUAAACAGAUUAAGUUCUUUGCUCCUUCCAAAAAAAAAAAAAGGAAUUACAUGUUUUUAUCAAAACAUAACUUUAGAAAGAACAAUGAUAAUGGUAUCUCUUCGUCAAACAAAAAAAAAAACUUUCUUUUAAAAUAUCAAACCAGAAAUAAUGUUAUGUAUCGAAUUAUAUGUAAUCACAAUUUAUUAAUUCUUAACAACACCUCUUUUUUGAAGCCUACAAAAUUAACCAUUUAUAAUCAUGAUGCUCCUAAAAAUGACAUCUCAGCAAAUGAUCCAGAAAAAGCUAGAAGAAAAAGUAAAGCAUUACCAACAAACAAUUUGAAUGAUAAAAAAGAAGAAAACAUACUACCAAUCGACAAAGCAAACGAUCAAAAUGAUAAUGUAACCUUACCAGUUAAUAAUUUGAACGAACAUGAAACUAAUAAUUUGUCUUUAAAAAAAAAUGAAGAAACUAAGAAUAAGAAUAUUUCUGAAAAUAAUGAUACAUGGAAAAAGUAUUUAGAAGAUAAAAGAAAGAAGGAAAUAUUAAAGGAUCUGGAAAACAAAAGGAACAAGAAUAAUAAUAUUAAGAAGAAGAAGAAUUAUAAUAAUGAAUAUAUGAAAAAUAUAAAAGAAUAUACACAUAAUAAUAAUAGUAAUACAUGUGAAAUAAUUCAAAAAGACGAAUUAAAUGGAAACGAUGAAAUUAUUAAGGAUCAAAGUAAUUAUUCCAAUGACCAUAAUAAUGAUUAUUAUGAUGAUGAUAAUGAUUAUUAUGAAGAUGAUGGUGAUGAUGAUGAUUAUGAUGAUGAUGAUGAUGACAACAAUAACGAUAACGAUUUUAUUGAUGAAUAUAGCGACUUAGAAAAACAAGAGAGACAAUAUGAUAAUUUACAAAAUGGAAAAUUUUCAUAUUUUAAUAAUAUAAAUGAUACAAAUAAAAAUUUAAAAAAUCACAAAACGUAUAAUGAAGAAAAAAGAAAUAAUAAUAAUUCUUCAUCAUUAAACGAUAGUAUAAAUAAUAUUUUUAGUUCAAACAAAAAAAAUGAUCUACCUUUAUUCUUCUCAUUAAAUAAUAAAUCCUUCGAAAAUAGUAACAAUAAAUAUUUUGAUAAAAUCUGUAGUAUAUCUCCAAAUGAAUUAAUAAAUAGAUUUUUUGAAAAUACUUCAGAAAGAGUAAAAGAAGCUGUGAAAAAUAUUAUAUUUAAUAUUAUAGGAAAUAUACAAAAAUAUACAAUUGAAACAUCUAUAUUAAUUACUUAUGAAAAAAUAUAUAAUUUCUUAUUACAAAUUAUAUUAACAGGGUAUAUGAUAAAAAAUGCGGACUAUAGAUUAACUUUAAAUGAGUCCUUAUAUGAUCAAAAUAAUAUCUUGAAUAAAAAAGAUUAUGAUCAACAACAAGAUGAACAAGAAAAUGUAAAUAAAGAAAAACAACAGAACAAUGAAUAUCAAGAAGACGAUUUAUUUAAUUUAAAAAAAUCUUUUCAUGCCUUAUUUUCGGAUAAUAAUAGAAAUAAUAUGUCAGAAGAACAAUUGAAUAAGGGCGAAAUGUUAAAUUCAAAACAUAUAAUUGAUCCAAACGAGACUAAUAAUACUAAUAAUACUAAUAAUAAUAAUAAUAAUAAUAUAGAUAAUUAUAAGACAAAUGGGGAAUCAAAUGAUAUAACAAACGAUACAACAAGUGAUGAUUACCCUAUUAUUAAUACGAAAAAUUAUAUCCUUUUUUUAAGGAAAAAAAUUAACUCUUUAGAAAAACAACUCAAUAUAUUAAAAGAAAGUAAAACAUUUUUAAAUGAUGACUUACUUUCUUACAUAAAAUCAUUAACAGAAAUACAACUACGUUCUUUAACAGAUAACAUUGGACCACUUGUAUUAGAUUCUACCAAGAAAAUUGUCGAACUAGUAAUUCAAGGUAUGACUCUAAAUAUAAAUAAAAAUAUGUCCAAUGAACUUAUAUAUGUAAGUGGUUCAGUUCUAACAUAUAUAUGUUUCUGGCAAUUAAUUAUUGGAUAUACACUCAGAGAAAUGGAAAUAAGAGACGAGCUUUCAGAUUAUCUUAAGGGAAGUUGA